AUGAUGGGCAAGGCCACGCCCGUGGAGGGCACUGGAGCCCACACAGGCACCGUGAAGUCCUUCAAUGCCACAAAGGGCUUCGGCUUCAUCUGCAUCGAGGGUGCAGAUGACGUUUUCGUCCACACCAAGAGCUGCGUAGGCACCUUGCCGAACCCUGGAGACAUCGUCAAGUUUGACAUGGAGCCGAGCGCAGCGAAGCCCGGACAGUUCCAGGCGGUGAAUGUCACCGGGGGCACCGCACCCCUCCAACAGGGCAUGGGUCCCAUGGGCAUGGGCAUGAUGGGCAAGGGCUUUGGGCCCGCCAUGAACAUGAUGGCAGGCAUGAUGGGUGGAUUGAAAGGCGGCAUGAUGGCUGGAGGUAUGGGUCCCUACGGAAAGGGCAAGGGUGGUGGCUUCGGCUACGGCGGAUACGGCUGGUAG
Molecule: messenger RNA, 420 nt
Organism: Symbiodinium natans
Lineage: Eukaryota; Dinophyceae; Suessiales; Symbiodiniaceae
Source: the annotation of a GenBank genome assembly